AAGGAUAUACUUUUGAUGAGCUAUGCAUCAAGAGAGAAUCUAUAGAGGGAGAACACAAGUUUUUUGCAAAAUCUUUGGGAACAUUAAUCGUUUUUGCCAUUUCAAAGGGAAAAAAAGUACUGUCAAGUUCCUUUGUGAAUAAGCAAGAGAAAUACACUGUGGAAGGAGUGCAAAAUCUUGGAGACAAAGCAGUGAUGUGUCAUGGGCUCAAUUUCCAAACGGUGGUGUUUUACUGUCAUGAAGUCUGCGGAACAUCAGCUUUCAUGGUUUCACUUGUGGCUGCUGAUGGAACCCAAACUCAGGCACUUGCUAUUUGCCACUCAGAUACUUCAGGCAUGAAUCAUCAAAUGCUUCAUCAAAUUAUGGGAGUUGAUCCUGGAACUAACCCUGUUUGCCAUUUCCUUGGCACCAAAGAAAUUUUAUGGGUACCCAAUUUAGCUGUGGACACUGCCUAUCAGAAAGAAGUUGUUCUUUAGUCCAUCUUCGAUCCGCACCAGGAGUUUGAGUUUGUCUUUGUCUGUAAAGUUUAGUAUUGUGUGUAUGUUUGUUCUACCUAUGUGUACCUUAAACCUCGUCAUUAUGCUAUCAAUGCAGCUGUUGAUGAUGAUGGUUGGAUGCAAUAAAUAUGGUGUUCUAUGAAUUUCAUUAGUAUGCCA
Molecule: messenger RNA, 656 nt
Organism: Vigna umbellata (rice bean)
Lineage: Eukaryota; Viridiplantae; Streptophyta; Magnoliopsida; Fabales; Fabaceae
Source: RefSeq, a predicted model, not a curated record